Molecule: messenger RNA, 1884 nt
Organism: Jatropha curcas
Lineage: Eukaryota; Viridiplantae; Streptophyta; Magnoliopsida; Malpighiales; Euphorbiaceae
Product: transcription factor TCP4
Biological process (GO): regulation of secondary shoot formation
Cellular component (GO): nucleus
Molecular function (GO): sequence-specific DNA binding; DNA-binding transcription factor activity
Source: RefSeq, a predicted model, not a curated record
GGCAAAAAAAAAAAAAAAAAAAAAAAAAAAAGGAAGAAGAACAACUUCAAGAAAAGCAAAACUCAAGAAUUAGGAAUCUGGAUUUUCAGGGAAAUCAAGAGCACCCACAAAAUCCUACCUACCAAAUUUUACACCAAACCCAUCAAGAUCAAAUCUUUAACCCAGAAAAUCCUCAAUUUCUCCAAAACCAGCAACAGAAAUAUAAAGAACCCAUAAGUUCUAACCAAUCUUUAGACUUAGACCAAACCAUAGAAUAUGCAAAAUCAAGAAAAAGAACAGAAAUGAAGGGGACAGGAGGAGAAAUUGUUCAAGUCCAAGGUGGCCACAUUGUUAAGUCUACAGGGCGAAAAGAUCGACACAGCAAGGUUUAUACUGCAAAAGGUCCUAGAGACAGAAGGGUCAGGCUAUCUGCACAUACUGCAAUACAAUUCUAUGAUGUUCAAGACAGGCUAGGAUAUGAUAGACCAAGUAAAGCUGUUGAUUGGCUUAUAAAGAAAGCAAAGUCUUCAAUUGAUAAGCUUGCUGAGCUUCCACCGUGGAAUCCAACUGCUAAUGGAAAUAUGGAGACAGACCGAAAUGAUGGGUCUAAUGAAAUGAGAAUUGCAGCAGAGCAAUCAGAAUCAUCUGGUUAUAGUUUUCAACUCCAUAGACAAUUGGGUGAUAAUCCAAAUAAUGAUUCAUCUUUUAUUACAACAACUAUUGACCCUGAUGUUGUAAUUCCUGAUACUAUGAAAUCUUUAUUUCCAACCAGCUCCAAUACUUCAUCAAUGAAUUUUCAAGGGUAUACAACUGAUAUAAUUUCAAGAACCACAAACCAUACUCAAGAUCUUGGCCUAUCCCUUCACUCUUUCCAAGACCAAGGUCAUACAACUUCAAAUGAUGAGAAUAUUUUUGCCGGCUCAGGCCCAGUUGGUUAUGAAGCUAACUUUCAAAGAAUGGUAGAUUGGAGUAAUAAUACAAAUACAGAGAAUAGAACUGCCAAUGGAUUUGCAUUUAACCCACCAACAAUGUCUACACAACAAGCAUUAUUAGGGCAAGACUCUGCAUUUUCUCAAAGGGGACCCCUUCAGUCCAGUUUCAUGCAAUCUUUUCGCGCUUGGAAUGAUCUUACUAUGGCAUCUGCUGCAACAGACCACCAUAGAACACAGGAUAUAUCCCAAUCUUUUAUUUUUGGUAGCAGGUUUGCAUCAGAAGGAUUGCCUGGUGCAGGUUUUAGCAUUCCAGCACGAAUUCAUGGGGAGGAAGAGCAAAGUGUUGUUACUGAUAGGCCAUCCUCCUCUCCCAAUUCUCAACGUUGAUUUAAAGAACUCAACUUUCUUGCUUAUCUACAAGAAUCAAAACCAACCAUGGUGAAUGAUGAUCAAAUUGAGAUGAAGUACCAAAGAUUGAACUCAAUUCAAUUCUGCAACACAGCUAUGUGAAGAAAUUAUGGUUGGAAUUCAACUUUUUUUUUUCCCUAUUUUCUUUAUAUCUUUUAAACGAAUUCUGUGCUUAAUCUAUAUAGAGUUUAUCUGCUUAAGGUAUUAAAUGGGUUCUUUUUGCUCAACUUUUGAUAUAUUAUUUUCCUGCUGGUGCUGCUGCUAGAAUUGGAUUCUGAUUUUAUGUGUUUCUGUUUUUGUUGUUGCUGAGCACUCAUCAUAGUUGUCUUCUGCUUCACAUGCUUAAAGUGAAACACAACAAUAAGUGAAGCACAGAGAUUAUGAUUACAACUUUUUUUCUUUGGUAGAGAAUGGAUUUUUAAUCCAUUUUGUGUUGCAUGUACAAUCUGAAUGCUAUUAUAUAAACAAAUUACAUCCUAUUUCUUUAUUUUCAUGUUUUGAGUUUUGCAGCUCAUGUAAUGUUCUAUUAGAUAUAGUCAUCUCCAAGGUCUUUAUAAUGGCUUUA